AAGGUAGUAAAAAUAAUAAAGACGUGUAGUGGAACUGUCGUGAUUGAGAAUAUUUUUCCAGUGCCAGUGGUCUACCGGAUCGGACCAAGCAGUUUACUGAGUGACUGCCCAGGCCAAAGCAUCUGGCACUUGGAUACUCGCUUUCUUUACGAAACUCAGAGAACGCUGUGCUGCACAGACACAAAACCAAGGAAGGUUCAUAGUGCUGGAGUAAGUGACGGGUUGGCUGAAUAAACCCGUCUAGCGGGGAAUGCAGGUUGUUUGUGCAAGAUCACGUCAGGGCAGUGGGGAUUGGCUGUGAUGCUCGGCGCGACAACGCCUGGAAGUCGACUGUGAAAGUACUAGUGCGAGGUUUUCCACCCCAUCCCACCUGGCCUGCCACGAGAGAGUCCAGGAAGCAAACGCUAGUCGGAACGGUCAGGCAGCCUAGCCCGAUCCUGGCCAAGGGGGAUACGCUAGUGCGCUCGGUUCCAGUAUGCCUCGAGGUGCCGAAGUUUCACCGUUGGUGAAGUGGACGCUGUUCACCUUCAACCUUCUCGUGCUGCUAUGCGGCAUUGCCGCUCUGGUCGUGGGCGUGUACGGUCGCCUGGUGCAGAACGACUUUGACGACGUGGCCAACAUCAGCACCGACCCGGCCAUCAUCCUCAUCGCUAGUGGCGUGGUUUGCACGAUUCUCGGCACGUGCGGCACCGCCGGGGCCCUGCGCGAGAACGUGAUGCUCUUGAAAAUUUAUUACUAUGGGAUCACAAUUCUUAUUCUCCUGGAGAUAGCAGGUGGAGUGCUGGCGUUUGUCUUCCAGGAAGAGCUACGAAAUGAAGCAUCAGAUAAGAUGCUGGAGGGGAUAAUGAUGUACCGCACCACCAACAUGCAGACUAACCUUGAUGAUGCCGUCGAAACCAUCCAGAAAUCGCUGUGUUGCUGUGGUGCACGCGGUCCAAGGGAUUGGAUUCAGAACAACCUCUACCACAACUGUACGCGCGAAACGUUCCGCCAAGUGAUUAGUGCCUGUGGUGUGCCUCCGUCAUGCUGUCGGAAUGAUACCGCUAAUACACAGUGCGGCUACCGCGUGUAUCCGUUUCCCGGCAUGACAUCGGAGGAGGAGAUGCAAUAUCCAAGCAUUGCACGCGGCGCGGACGAGACGAUAUACACCGACGGUUGCAACGAUGCUCUCUACAGGUGGAUUGUGAGCAACUACGCGGUGCUGGGAGGCAUUGCCGGCGGUAUUCUCCUGCUUCAGGUGAUCACGAUCUUCAUGGCAAUCAGUAUGAAGGACUCCAUCGAGUCGAUCCUUCUACAGUACGGUUACGACAGCAACGUUAACAAGCGUGUCGUAUAAUAGUGACAUCAUCAUUGACGUAAUCACUCUACUUAUAAACGUUAUCACAAUGCAUAUUGGAAUCGACAGCAUUCAUUGAGAGUCGGCAAUGGUGCAAUGACCUCGAUGGUUGUGUAUUCAUGAGCUUGCAAUGCUGCCGCUGCAAUCACUGAUCUGAAGCGACACUAGAGAUAACGAAUAACUGAUUGCUUACAUGGACCGUGAUAUUUUACAUGGACACGCCAAUGUACGAGUACGAGUGUCAUGUUGAGGCUACUAGUCAGGAGGCCACUGUAUGUAAUACUGACCCAUUCCUCCUGCUGUUAUCAUGCCUGUCGACACACUGUUUACUUACGAUACUACAUUGCUGGCAACUGAAAUCCGACCCCCUGGAGCGGUGCGCUCACAUCGCAAAGACCCAACACGGGAUUGUAACACUACGAAAUAGAGACCGCUAGAAUGUGUAACGCACCGCUCAGGGGAGUCGGAUUCCAGUUGCCACCGGUGUAGAUAGCUGAAAGAGCUAGCUGUCUACAGCAUUGGGUACGGUGCAGGUACAUGUACAUGUAACACGUCAUAUUACUGCAGCUGUAUUACAUAUACCCCUCUCCCUCCAAUUUCAACUUCUCACAAAAUUAAUAGGUUGUGUGUUUCAGUAA
Sycon ciliatum is the source of this 1974-nucleotide messenger RNA. RefSeq names its product tetraspanin-33-like. The record is from RefSeq and is a predicted model, not a curated record. The transcript is spliced from 8 exons. NCBI's taxonomy places the organism in Eukaryota, Metazoa, Porifera, Calcarea, Leucosolenida, Sycettidae. Bases 476 to 1336 code for a protein of 286 amino acids. Gene Ontology annotation, cellular component: plasma membrane.